This is a messenger RNA of Closterium sp. Yama58-4, 627 nucleotides long. NCBI's taxonomy places the organism in Eukaryota, Viridiplantae, Streptophyta, Zygnematophyceae, Desmidiales, Closteriaceae. The record is from the annotation of a GenBank genome assembly.
AUGCCGGUGCGGUCUGCGUCGUCCUGCGGCGCUCCAGCAACUCCGCUAGAACGAAACGACAGCGGAUCCAUCUCCCCGCGCUCCACUCUGGACUCUCAAGAUGUCACCCGCGGGGUUCACCGUUCUAACGUGGUGGCAACAGAGGCUCCUGGCAGCGUUCCUCACAUUACCCAGAGCAUUACCAUCAAGCGAACCCGCCAAGAACCGUCUCCAACCGUGCAGCACUCCCCCACAUCGCGCAGUGCCCCUACAACCUCAGGCAAUUGGUCUUUCUCAAGAAUAAGACAGCCUGCAGAGCCUCUGGUGUUUGACUGCCCUGUGGGUCCCAAGACGUCGCACUUCUGGGGUCCCUUGGCCAACUGGGGCUUCGUCAUUGCGGGACUAGUGGACAUGCAAAAGCCGGUCGACAUGAUCUCGCCAAAGAUGACUUCAGUCAUGUGCGUGUACUCGGCGCUGUUCAUGCGCUUCGCCUGGCGCGUGCAGCCCCGCAACUACCUCCUCUUCUCCUGCCACUCCGCCAAUGAGACCGUCCAACUCAUUCAGCUCUCGCGAUGGGCCCUCUCAGAACCCGUAGCUGAGAAGCCAGCAGAGCCUGCUCCGGCUGUUGUGGAGAAGGCAGCAGAGUGA